Molecule: messenger RNA, 5343 nt
Organism: Closterium sp. NIES-65
Lineage: Eukaryota; Viridiplantae; Streptophyta; Zygnematophyceae; Desmidiales; Closteriaceae
Source: the annotation of a GenBank genome assembly
AUGACCUCUGGGGCCAGUUUCUCCGCAAACGCCGCGGUGGCCGCGAUCGACGCCGUCUCGCGCGGCAAUUUCUCCGAACCUUACUACUCAGCCGCCGCAUUCUCUCCCAUUCCAUCCGUCUCCACCGCAUUUCUCGGCCCGUCCGCCGCGCCGCCGCCGGCGCCGCCUCCGCAAUUCGUAGAUUCGUUCUGCAAGCCGCAGUUUAACGGAUCGUGGGAGUCAAUCACGAACGAGCUAGGCGCUUUCACGCCCUGCUUCAUCGACAUUGUCGUACUCGGUACAGCGUACCUCGCUAUGAUUCUUCUAGCCGUGCUGCGGCUGUACGUUCUCUACACCACCCCCCGCGCGCAGCAGCGGGCGGUUGCGCCAGGGUGGCGCGGGGAGCGGGGGAUCGUGGCGGCUGCUGCGCUGGCGCUGAUGUGUGCGGUGGUCCCGCUGAUGCAGCUGAGCGCUCGCGUGUCACUGAGCUCUUUCUCUACAGAUGCGGAUUUACCGCCUUAUGAGGUUUGCUCCUUGAUCCUCGCGUUUCUCGCCUGGGCGCUCACAACAACGGCUCUCUUCUGGGAGCGCAGGCGCAUGGCAGUGAAGGGCGCAUGGCUGCUGCGAUUCGCAGUGCUCUACGUGAUGGUGGGGCAGCUGGCGAAGCUGAGAUUCGUGCUCAUUCUGCAGCAGGACUUCCAGGCCUUGUUUGUGGAGCUUUCCUUUGGCUUCACAUCAGCCCAUGUGCUCCUAGGCUUGCUAGCGCUCUUGUUCUUCCCCAACCUGCUCCCUCUUGAGCACCCUUCGCCAGGCCUCUCCUCCUCCCCCGCCCUCGCAGGCACAGAGGCAGAGGCAGCAGCACCGCUCUUGCCACCUGCAGCUGCAGGGCCUGUGGGUGGGGCGGAAGGAGAAGCAGCGGAGGAGGAAGGAGAUAACCAGGGGCAGGUGUGCCCUGAAGACUACACCAGCUUCAUCAACCGUACUAUUAGCUCUCACCUGUUCCUUAAACCCCACAGCUGUCUGACGUUUGGGUGGAUGACGCCUCUCAUGGCUUUGGGGUACCGGCGCCCAUUGGAGGACAGCGAUGUGUGGCGCCUGAAUGAUGGCGACCACACUGCCACGGUGUAUGGCAGGUUUGAGCGCGUGUGGAGGGAGGAGAAGGGGCGCCCCAAGCCGUGGCUGCUGCGCGCCCUGCACUCCUGCUUUGGCCGCCGGUUCUGGUGGGGUGGUUUCUGCAAGAUUGGCAACGACGCCUCUCAGUUUGUGGGACCGCUGAUGCUCAGCCGCCUGCUGUCAGCCAUGCAAUCAGACGAGCCUGCAUGGCACGGCUACAUCUAUGCCACCAUCAUAUUUCUUGGACUGGGGUCUGCCACGCAGUGGGAAGAGCCUGCAUGGCACGGCUACAUCUAUGCCACCAUCAUCUUCCUGGGGCUGGGGUCAGAGGUCAGAGGUCAAGGGUCAGCCAUGCAGUUGGGCGAGUGUGCACAGCACGGCUCCAUCUAUUCCACCAUCAUCAACACCACCAUCAUCGUCCUGGGACUGGCGCAUUACUUCCAGAGCGACAUGCGCUUGAGAGGCUUCUAUGACCACUCCACCCCCAUUAAUACCCUAGCACCGCACAUCACCCCCGUUACCCCUGUAUCACCGCACACCACCCCUCUCCUGCACCUCCUGGGCACCAGCACCGCACGUCACCCCUCCCUACACCAGGUGGGAGGGGUCAUCUGUGAGGCGCAGUACUUCCAGAAUGUCAUGCGCGUGGGCUUCCAGCUGCGACAGGCCAUGGGAUGUUUUGAGAAUUCUCAAAACAUCCCUUUCCAUCCCCAUGGUCUCCCCAUCCCAACCUCCUCUUCCUCAAGAAGUUGUGGCAGCGGUGUUCAGCAAGCCCCUGCGGUAGCAGCAGUGUUCAGCAAGUCACUCCGGCUGAGUCACAGUGGGCGGCAGGGCUUCAGCACGGGGCGCAUCACCAACAUGAUGACCAACGACGCUGAGUCCCUGCAGAUGGUGUGUCAGCAGUUGCACGGCCUCUGGUCGGCGCCUCUCCGCAUCCUCGUCUGCAUCUUCCUGCUCUACCAACAGCUGGGGGUGGCAUCUGUGCUCGGCCUGCUCAUGCUGCUCCUCAUGAUCCUCGCCCAGGCGGUGAUAGUGAACCGGGUGCAGAAGCUGGUGAAGGCAUCACUGCAGCGCAGCGACAAGCGAGUGGCGCUCAUGAGCGAGCUGCUGCCAGCCAUGGACGUCGCAGUGAUAGUGAAUAGGGUACAGAAGCUGGUGAAGGCAUCACUGCAGCGCAGCGACAAGCGAGUGGCGCUCAUGAGCGAGGUGCUGGCAGCAAUGGAUGUGGUCAAGUUGUACACGUGGGAGGGGAGCUUUCAGAGCAAGGUGGCACGCGUUCGAGCGGACGAGAUGGGGCAGAUUUCCAAGGCGCAAUACAUCAUGGCGAUCAACUUCUUGCUGAUGAGUGUGCUGCCAGUGCUGGUGACGGUGGUGUCGUUCGGCUGCUACUCGCUGCUGGGCCACCAGCUCACAGCCGCCAAGGCCUUCACCUCUAUCUCCCUCUUCGCUGUGCUGCACUACCUCCUCCACAUGUUCCCCAGCCUCAUCACCCAAGUGAGUGCUCAGCUCAUUGCUAUGUAUGUGGAGAAAUUUGCACGGGACGCUAAAGUGGUGAAUGUGAACGUGUCUCUCACGCGCCUGCAGGAGAUGCUACUGGCAGACGAAACAAACAUUGACGCCCCUGCGCCGCCCAUCGACCCCGCCAAGCCGGCAGUCGAGGUUUCCCAUGCCUCCUUCGCCUGGAGCGCUGCCCCCUCUGCUCCUGCUCCCACUGCUGCUGCUGCUAACGGUGCUGCUACUGGUCCUGGUGGUAGCAGUGCUGCUGGGGGAGGAGGGGGAGUUGGCAGAGAGAAGGUUGGAGUGGGAGGGGAGGGGAAGGAGAAGGACGUGGGGGGCACGCUAACAGAUGUGACUCUAUCGGUGGAGCCUGGGAAGCUGGUGGCUGUUGUGGGCGCCACAGGGCAAGGCAAGUCGUCGCUGGUCAGUGCACUGCUGGGCGAGAUGCCCAUGGUGUCAGGGGACUCUCCUCCAAUGAUCAGAGGCCGCGUGGCCUAUGUCUCGCAGGUCUCCUGGAUCUUCAACGCCACAGUGCGCGAGAACAUUCUGUUCGGGCUGCCGUACGACCGGCAGCGGUACGAGCGGGCAGUGAGAGUGAGCGCCCUGGAGAGGGACCUGCAGCUGCUGCCAGGAGGGGACCUGACGGAGAUAGGCGAGAGGGGAGUGAACGUGAGUGGCGGGCAGAAGCAGCGCAUCAGCAUCGCGAGAGCGGUCUACUCCGACGCCGAUGUGUUCCUCCCGCUCUCCGCCCUCGACGCCCACGUCGCCAAGCAGGUGGGUUGCUGCAUUGGGCCUGGAGUUUUGGAGCCGGGCAUUCAGGAGUUAGGGCUUCGGGAUGAGAGGGGUGUGGACAUGAGUGGGGGGCAGAAGCAGCACAUCAGCAGUUACUCCAACGCUGAUGUCUUUUUCUUUGACGACCCGCUCUCCGCCCUCGACGCCCAAGUUGCCAAGCAGGUGUACGACAUGUGUGUGAGGACGGAGCUUGCCGGCCGCACGCGCAUCAUGGUUACGAACCAGCUGCACUUCCUACCAGCGGUGGACUGGGUGGUGAUGGUGGAGGGGCGGCGCAUAGCAGAGCAGGGGCCGUAUGUGCAGCUGAAGGCGUCGGCACCCAAGUUCCAGAGGCUGCUGGAGAAGGCAGGCGCGCUGGAGGAGCACGGGGACGCGGAGGUGGGCGGAGAGGGAGGGGAAACAGCCGGUGGGAGUGAGACAAGCGCUGAAGCUGCAGCUGCUGCUGCAAUGUCUGGCAGCAGCAGCAACAGUGGUGGUGGUGGCGGGGGUUCUGCUGCUGCAGAGAACGGCUUUUCUAGCAGCAGAAACCAGGUUGGGGAGAAAAGCGGAGCAGGGAAGGGGGAGAGGAGGGGAGCAGGGAAAGGGGAGAAGAGCGGAGCAGCAGGGGGAACAACUCUAGUGCAGGUGGAGGAGAAGGCGCAGGGGGUGGUGAGCGCGGCGGUGGUGUGGCGGUAUGUGAGGGCCAUGGGGGGGGCAGGCGUGCUGGCGGUGCUCAUCUCGCUCUACGUGCUCGAGGAGGCCGCGAGGGUGCUGGCCAGCGUGUGGAUCAGCGUUUGGACGGGGAGUGUUUCUCAGGAGGAGAGUGGUGGGCAUGGGUCGCUGUAUUUUGUGGCGGUCUAUUCGCUCAUCUCCCUGGGCCAAGUGCUGCUCACCUUCGCCAACCAAUACUUCCUGGUGUUUUCCUCCCAGAGAGCGGCUGGGCGUCUGCACGAUGCCAUGCUGGCGGCCAUUCUCCGCGCCCCCAUGUCCUUCUUUCACACUAACCCCGUGGGUUGUCUGAUCAACCGCUUCACCAAGGACACGGCGGACAUAGACAAGAAUCUCGCGCAGUACACGUCUCUCUCUGUGGGUCGUCUGAUCAACCGUUUCACUAAAGAUACGGCCGACAUCGAUAAAAACCUCGCGCAGUACACGUCGCUGUGCCUGGGAGGAAUAUUCCAGCUGCUCUCCACCUUCGCCCUCAUCGGCGUUCUCAACACCGUCGCCCUCUGGGCCAUCGUGCCGCUGCUGCUCCUCUUCUACAUCGUUUACCUCUACUUCCAAAACACUGCCCGGGAGGUCAAGCGCUGGGACUCAGUGACGCGCUCUCCCGUCUACUCCCAGGUACGCUUUGAGGCAGCUCAGAAUUUUAAGCCAAAUGAGUGGACCAUCGUGCCACUGCUGCUGCUCUUCUAUGUGGUCUACCUCCACUUCCAGAACACUGCAAUGGAGAUGGAGUACUGGGACUCUGUCACACGCUCGCCCGUCUACUCCCAGGUGUGUGUCCACUUUGUUCGCCGAGGCACUGAGCGGGCUGGCAACUAUGAGGGCGUACAGGGCAGCAGCAUGGGGCAUGGCAGGGAUGAACGAGUGCCACCAACCCCCCCUUCUUCUCCCCCCUCCCACUUCUCACACGCACACAACCCGUCCCCCUCUCAGUUCACGGAGGCACUGAACGGGCUGGCAACUAUGAGGGCGUACAGGGCAGUGGCAUGGCGCAUGGAGGGGAUGAACGAGCGCCACCAACCCCCCCUUCUUCUCCCCCCCUCCACAUGCAUACAAAACCCAUCCACCUCUCAGUUCGCGGAGGCACUGAACGGGCUGGCGACCAUCAGGGCGUACAGGGCAGCGCAGCUCAUGGCGGCCAUGAACGGGCAUGCGGUGGACCGCAACACGCGCUUCACCCUCGUCAGCAUGAGCGCCAACCGCUGGCUCGCCUUCCGCCUCGAAUUCCUGGGCGGACUCAUGAUCUUUGGUCAGUGA